CCAGCACCAGAGUUUCACACACACUAGGGAGAAAUACACACGAGCACACACGCAUUCCCUCUCCGAGCUGGACGGCGUAGCCCCUCCUGGCCCGGCAGCAGAAGACACAUCAAGACGCAGCAGCCCGCUUUGACUGUGGACCUAACCUUGUCUUACUUUGGCAACAUGGGAGACAUGGGGGAUCCACCGAAAAAAAAACGGCCGGUGUCUCUGUGUGUGGGCUGUGGAAACCAGAUCCACGAUCAGUACAUCCUGCGGGUCUCCCCAGAUCUGGAGUGGCACGCUGCCUGUCUCAAAUGCGCCGAGUGCAGUCAGUACUUGGACGAGUCGUGCACGUGCUUCGUCAGGGACGGAAAGACAUAUUGUAAACGGGACUACAUCAGGUUAUACGGGAUUAAAUGCGCUAAAUGCAACAUCGGUUUCAGCAAGAACGACUUUGUAAUGAGGGCCCGAUCCAAAGUCUACCACAUCGAAUGUUUCCGCUGUGUGGCCUGCAGCAGACAGCUCAUCCCGGGGGACGAAUUCGCUCUGCGCGAAGACGGCCUCUUCUGCCGGGCUGAUCAUGACGUGGUGGAGCGGGCCACUCUGGGACACGGAGAUCCGCUCAGUCCGCUGCACCCCGCCAGACCGCUGCAAAUGGCAGCAGAGCCCAUCUCCACCCGACAGUCUGCGCUCCGGCCCCACAUCCACAAACAGCCAGAGAAGACUACUCGGGUUCGGACAGUACUAAACGAGAAGCAGCUACACACUUUGCGAACUUGUUAUAAUGCCAACCCGAGGCCCGAUGCUCUGAUGAAGGAGCAGCUGGUGGAGAUGACCGGCCUCAGCCCGCGCGUCAUCCGUGUCUGGUUCCAGAACAAGCGGUGCAAAGACAAAAAAAGGAGUAUUCUGAUGAAGCAACUUCAACAACAGCAGCCAAAUGACAAGACGAACAUCCAGGGAAUGACAGGCACGCCGAUGGUGGCGGCCAGUCCGGAGCGGCACGACGGCGGCAUCCAAGCCAACCCUGUGGAGGUGCAGAGCUACCAGCCACCUUGGAAGGUCCUGAGCGACUUUGCUCUGCAGAGCGACAUCGACCAGCCCGCCUUUCAGCAACUGGUUAGUUUUUCGGAGGGUGGACCGGGUUCAAACUCAACUGGCAGCGAGGUAGCGUCCAUGUCAUCUCAGCUUCCAGACACACCGAACAGCAUGGUGUCAAGUCCGAUUGAAGCCUGAGUCCGAGGCUGUCUGGAUAAACUGAAUCUCCCCAUGUUCAUCUCAUCCGUCCGGGCUGCACCAAACAACCAUUUGGUUGUGUUUUUGACACUGUGAAGACAAUCAUGGGAUUUUACCACCGACAACCAAUUCUUAAAUCCACGCAGAAGACAGAAAAUUGCAUCACUCAAGCCGACACUGCUUGUUGAUUUUUAUUUAUUUAUUUAUUUAUUUAUUUAUUUAUUUAUUUAUUUUUAUUAUUCAUUGCCAAAAUAGAAGACAAAAACCGCGCUAAGUAGACGUUGGACCUCUGAGUGCGAGUUGAAGACCCUAUUUGCAGAUGCCGUGCGCUCCAUCGAAGUUAA
Messenger RNA from Syngnathus acus (greater pipefish), 1559 nucleotides. It is a transcript of the gene isl1, whose product is annotated as ISL LIM homeobox 1. The transcript is spliced from 6 exons. Gene Ontology annotation, molecular function: cis-regulatory region sequence-specific DNA binding; DNA-binding transcription factor activity, RNA polymerase II-specific. NCBI's taxonomy places the organism in Eukaryota, Metazoa, Chordata, Actinopteri, Syngnathiformes, Syngnathidae. Gene Ontology annotation, cellular component: nucleus. Gene Ontology annotation, biological process: positive regulation of transcription by RNA polymerase II; axonogenesis; neuron fate specification. The coding region runs from base 166 to 1215 and encodes 349 amino acids. The record is from RefSeq and is a predicted model, not a curated record.